AUGAACGACGAUGCAGAUUUCGAGUCAGCUGUGCAGAACAUCCAGAUGCAAGGCUAUCUGCAUUCGCAUAGAUUACGCAUAGCAGCAGCCAAGAAAGAAGCUUUCAGGGAAGAGAGGGCUCAGAUCAAAACGCGCCUUCGUCGAGAGAAGGAUCGGCUGGAACACAACGCAUUCACCACGGAAACGGACCUGAAGAAAGCCUUUGAAGUCGCCAGUCAGGCUUGGUGUCGGCCCUUUACCUCUUUGCUCGUGGGGAAACUACCGCCAGAACUCCGCCGUAUGAUCUUCGAUCACAUAUUCACCAUUCAGAACCCUCGGCGUUUUCUGGGCUUCCAGAUUAGGCAUCAGUGCCGUCCAUACCAAGCCGACGACUGUGAUUCAAUAUGCGCAACAGUAUGCGACAUGGCAUUACCCAGCAAUUUGUUUCUUGUCCAUGAAAGCUGGGUCGACGAAGCCUUCGCCGUGGAAGCUGCCGCAACACUCUAUCGCACUACGCUUGUGCGCUUACAAAACGCCAAAGACAUUUCGCGCAUCCUAGACGAGGACACGUUGGGCACGAAAUGCAUACCACGCGACCACAUCACACACAUCGAGGUGGAGAUAUCCCCGCGUUGGCUGGAUUUGCUGCUUAGCGGCCGAGUUUAUGGUAGCCUGCUGCGACAGUUUGUCGACUCGCUUCUUCCACUCUUAAGCAUCAAGAAGCUGAAGGUAGUUCAUCUUGCCUUCCGCAUAGGCUCAAGGAGCGACAUAUCUCUCUUCCCUUACUUCGAAAAUUUGCUUGCGCCGGUCAUUCAUGGGCUGUAUGCUAUGGGCGCUGAGGUUUUUUGGUGUAGUAAGAGGCCGUAUGCAGAUGACUCCCGCAUGUUCCAGAUGUUGGAAAGGGAUUAUACACAGCCUUUGGAUCAGAUGAUGCAGAAUCUAACAGGUCUUGAGGAUUACUGGGCUGGUUGGGCCUUGCUCUAA
Messenger RNA from Alternaria rosae, 963 nucleotides. RefSeq lists its product as uncharacterized. The record is from RefSeq and is a predicted model, not a curated record. The transcript has 4 exons. Bases 1 to 963 code for a protein of 320 amino acids. Lineage: Eukaryota; Fungi; Ascomycota; Dothideomycetes; Pleosporales; Pleosporaceae.